This is a messenger RNA of Podarcis lilfordi (Lilford's wall lizard), 10042 nucleotides long. Lineage: Eukaryota; Metazoa; Chordata; Lepidosauria; Squamata; Lacertidae. The record is from the annotation of a GenBank genome assembly.
AUGAUUCCUCCCACCACGGCAAGCCCUUCUAGCGACGCCCUCUUCCCCACGUUGUCGUCUCAGGAACUGUGGAGGUCCCAGGUGGCAGGGUAUGCAGGAUCCGUCACUCGCCACAUCAGCCACCGGGCCAACAACUUCAAGCGGCACCCAAAGAGGAGGAAACACAUCCGGCCUUCCCCUCCCCCGCCACCCAACACCCCUUGCCCCAUCGACCAGGUCCACUUUGGCGAGAUCCACCCGCAAAGGUCCUUCUGGGAACUGUUGUUCAAUGGGUGCAUUCUCUUCGGGAUCGAGUUCAGCUACGCCAUGGAGACCGCCUACGUGACGCCUGUCUUGCUCCAGAUGGGCUUGCCGGAUCAGCUGUACGGAAUGGUCUGGUUCAUCAGCCCAAUAUUGGGUGAGCGCUGGGGCCCCGAUCCUCAGGAAGCGAGCUUAACUGCUCUGGGAACUGGUGGGACUUGGCAAAGCGAACCAUGGCCGGGUUGUGUCCCAACGCUAGUCCUACUCAGUUGACAGUCCAUUGAAGUCAACGGGGGCAGCUAGCUCAGUGCCAUUCAUUCUGAUGGGUCUGCUCUGAGCAGGGCUUGGUUGCAUGGACUUGCGAUGUUCCUAAGGGCAAUCCCCUUCUGCUGGUUCCCAGUCACAGGCUGAACUGGUACAGCCCGACACAGAUUAGCCUUUAUCUGAGACCUCUGUCUUGCUCUCCCUGGUCAGAAAGUGCUGAAUGACACUCUUAUUUCCAACUCUUUUUGGGGGGGGGGGCAAUAUAAUUUUUUAUUGAAAUUUUCAAACAUUUUCACAAUAAACUCUAUACCCAGUAAUUACAUUGUUUCAUAAAUCCCCACUUCCACAGUGUUUCCACUGAAACAUUUUCCACUGUAUUAUAUCUUUAUUACUAAAAGUUUCUCCAUUUACUGUUACCUUGGCAUUUUCCUUCUGCUGCUUUUAUCUCGAAUCCUGCUGAUGAUUUUAUUUGACCAUGGUGGUUUAUUUUUUAUUUUAUUUUAAAAAAAUUGUUCCCAAAAGGCCUCCAUUCUUCUGUGAAAAGUUUGUCAUUUUUAUCUUUAAAUUUUGCUGUCAGCCUUGCCAUUUCUGCAUCUGAAGGCAGCCCUGUUUAGGGAAGUUUUUAAUAUUUGAUGAAUUAUUGUAUUUUAAUCUUUUGUUGGAAGCCGCCCGGAGUGGCUGGGGAAACCCAGCCGGAUGGGCAGGGUAUAAAUAAAUUUAUUAUUAUUAUUAUUAUUAUUAUUAUUAUUAUUAUUAUUAUUAUUAUUAUUUUAGAAGCCAUUCCUCCUUCGUCGGAACCUUCUCUUCUUUUCAUCUCUGUGCAUAUAAUAUUCUAGCUGCGGUUUUUACAUACAUAAAUAGUUUAGUCAUCUUCUUUGGAACUUCUGUCCCUAUUAUACCUGCAAGGAAAGCUUCUGGUCUUUUGGCAAUAACCCAUUUAAACAUUUUCUUCAUUUCAUUAUAUAUCAUUUCCCAAAAGCCUUUAGCUUUCCCCCCUUUUUUUUUUUACAUUUCCACCACAUAUGGGGGAAUGACCCGUCUCCCUUCUUCUCUCUUCCAGGUUUCCUGCUGCAGCCCCUGCUGGGCGCCUGGAGCGACAGGUGCACCUCACCUUUUGGACGGAGGAGACCCUUCAUCCUGGUCCUGGCAAUUGGUAAAUAGAUGCCCUCUUCUCUUCUCAUGCCUUCCAGACCUACCCUUAGAGUGCAUCCGUGUUGUCCUUUUCUUUGCCUCCUUGCCCCCCUGUCCCCCUCAUUCUGGCACCAUGUAAUUCCCAGUCACUGCAUAUCGGAAUUUACUUACACAUAGUUGUAGAUACGUUUCUGUUCUAGGUCAAAACAAGUGGGAACUGCAGCAGAAUGUUGCAGUGCGUGAAGUGCUUUGUGACUAUUCCCCCACUACCCCGGCUGGUAUGUCUCCUUGAACUCUGCUGACUCUUGCUUGCCUGCAUGGGAGACAGAGGGGUGUGUGAGCAUGAGCAGAAACUAAUCUGUUGUACAAAGGUAGAAUCACAGAUUUAUACCUUUGGAAGGGACCCCCAAGGGUAAACUAGUCCAAGUUAUUGCAAUGCAGGAAUCACAGCUAAAGAACCCCGACAGCAGAUGGCCAGCCAACCUCUGAUUAAAAACCUCCAAUGAUGGAGAGACCAGCUCCUUCCAAAGGAGUCCAUUCCACGGUCGAACAUCUCUUAAUGUCAGAAAGUUCUUCCUAAUGUUUAAUCAGAAUCUCAUUUGAAUCCCUUGGUUCAAGUCCUACCCUCCGGAGCAGCAGAAAACAAGCUUGCUCCAUCUUCCACAUGACAGCCCUUUUCAGAUAACUGAAGAUGGCUCUCACAGGUAAUCAUGCAGUUUAAAGUUGGACUUCACUAUUUCUUAGCAAAAACACUAUCUGCACAGACUUGAGUCUUAGGCCUAAUGAAUACAGCAGCUCAUGCCUAGUGUUCUUCCUCCAUGAAAAUCAGUUGCCGAGACUGAAAUUCCCCGCCUUCUCGGGGUUUUCCCCAAGCAAUCGGAGACCGCGCCGGCGUGCAGCCAACCUCUUCUCCUCCCUUUUCAUGCCUCUUCUGGUUCUUAGGAGACCAGCAGGGAAGGGAGCUUGUCACAGCAGGAGGGAGAGACACCUGUGCUUCUUCACCAACCUGAUUCCUCUCUGUCUCUUGGCCUCUCUCCUCUCACUCACCUGCUUCAGCUUCCAAUUCUGGCCUUCUCUCUGCCACAGACUCUCCCCGCUCACAAAGCCCUGUUACCACUUUGGCUUCCAACGCCUCCUCCUCCCAGUCUUCUCCCUUGUCUCCCUCUGACCACCUUCCCUUGUCCCCCCACCAAUCCCUGGGCUCUGAGCCUUCUUCCCUUGGCGGUUCCACAGCUGGUUCCUCCCACCCUUCCUCUGCUACCAACCAGUCCAUGGCAAAGGCUCUUGUGUCACCUCUCAGUCUCUUCUCCAGGCUAAACACACCCAACUCCCUCAACUGCUCUUCAUAAGGCUUGGUUUCCAGACCCAAGGCAACAUUUACAACCGUUGUUCCGUCUGCCACUGACAUGUGACCCUUGGAAAGUUGCCUAGAAGGGAACACAACCAAUCUGUGGCUCAUGAAAAAGUACCAACUUGAACCCGAGCAUUCUUUGCUGUUUUCUGACUGCCUUGAUUUGGUUCCCCUUCCUCCUCAGGGGCAUUGUUGGGCCUUUCGCUGAUGCUGAACGGCAGGGAUAUGGGCACGGCCUUGACCGACACUGUGAGUGACCACAAGUGGGGAAUUGCGUUCACCAUCUGCGGAGUCAUUCUGAUGGACUUCUGUGCCGACUCUGCGGACAACCCCAGCCACGCCUACAUGAUGGACGUGUGCAGCCCGUCGGAUCAGGACCGAGGACUCAACAUGCAUGCGCUGCUAGCUGGUGAGGUUUUCGGCAUAUCGGCAAUGGCAGUGUUGGGCAUUUGCUCAUUUUCAGCAUUUAGACCUGGCCCUCUAGCUGAAAAGACACCCAGAGCGGCUGCUGAGACAGUUCUGCCCCUCGGGUUCACAAACUGAAAUAUCACAGCAAGCAAGGAAAAAGGGAAUGGGAGGGAGGAGGAAAAAGCAAACUGGAGGACAAGCUCUUAAACGUAGUUGGUGAUUUUAGACAUAACACAUAUUAUUCUGCUGUAAAGUGUGAGCCAGUAUAGCGUAUGGGAGAUCGGGGUUCAAAUCCACACUUAACCAUGAAAUUCACUUGGUACCCUUGGGUCUGCUGGUAUCUCUGAGCUGAGCCUACCUCACAGGUGGUUGCGUGUGUGUAGAACCAUGUAUGCUGCCUUGAGCAUUUAAAUAAUCCUUAUACCCAGUGCUUUUUUUCUAAACAAAUGUUUCGGGGUACUCUCAUUUUCCUACUCAUUUGAAAUACUGCCCCACAAUGAGGCCAGACUUAGAUUCUCAAAAUGUUUAGGGGUAUGCGUACCCCCAGAAAAGAAAAAAAGCACUGCUUACAGCAACACUGAAAGAUAGGUCUGCAUUAUUAUGCAUUAUCAGAUGGGCAGAUAAAGCUAAGAGGGAGAAAAUGUGGGUCUAAGGACACCAAGGCAUAUUCAUGUCAGAGGUAAUACCUGAGCUGGGCAAUUUUAUGAUUCAUCGUAGCUCAGCCUCUUAAGUCUCUGGGCAUUUAUGUGUUACAUUUAUACCCCACCUCUCCUCCAAGGAUCUAAAGGUGGUAUCUAUAGUUCUCCCCCAUCCAUAUUAUCCUGACAACAACCCUGUGAAGGAGACUGCAUGACCCAGUCUCCAGGUCCUAGUCCGAAACACUAACCACUAAACCACGCUGCCUCUCCGCAUGCAUCUCCAGAUAGGGCUGUGAGAGAACUCUAGAAUCAUGGAAUCAUAGCACUGGAAGUGAUCUAACAGGUCAUCCAGUCCACCCCCUGUUUGAAAGCCUGGAGAGCUGCUGCCUGACAGUGUAGGCAAUACUGAGCUAAAUGGACCAAUGGCCUGAACUGUCAUAAGGCAGCUUCGUAAGCGCCUGUGAGAGGCGAUUUCAACUUUGUUCCUCUGCCCUCUUGGCAGGUCUCGGAGGUGGCUUUGGCUACGUUGUGGGAGGAAUCAACUGGGACCAUACUGGCUUCGGCAGGGCGAUAGGGGGCCAGCUCCGGGUCAUUUACAUUUUUACCUCAAUCACGCUGACGCUAGCGACUGCCUUGACUUUGGUCAGUAUUCCUGAAAGGCCCUUGCAGUCUUUCAGCAAGCUGAAGAAGGUGAUGAAGAGCCCUAACUUCCCUCUUCCUCCUUCGCCGCCCCUUCUCUUCGAGGACUGCGGGAGCGAAAACCUCGCGGCCCAGAACCCCGUCCGUUUGUACGCCAGUUUCACGAGCCCCAUUUCCCCACUCAGCCCGCUCACGCCCAAGUACGGCAGCCUCAUCAGCCGGGACAACUCCUUGACGGGGCUGAGUGAAUUCGCCUCAUCUUUCGGGACCUCGAAUAUCGACAGCGUGCUCAUCGACUGCUUCACGGCAGGGCAUGAUGGCUACUUGAGCAUCCCGGCUAGCUUGCCCCGGCAGGGCAUAAGCGUCAGCCUCCCUAGGGCCCCCGAAGGAUUCCACUGCCACGAAAGUGCCGCCUUGGAAGCAGGAGAGAACGUCGGGGUGCUUGGGCCAGAGGGAGACUGCCUGAGGGUGGGUUCCCUGGACGCGAUAAAACCACGGUCGUCGGGAAUCCUGAAAAGACCGCAGACUUUAGCCAUCCCGGAUAUUAUCACAGGGAAUCUCCCCGAGAGCAGUAGGAGAAGGAAUGUAACCUUCAGCCAACAGGUGAGUGGUGAAAAUGAUUAUUUAGUAGUCAAGUUCAGCAAAAGGCCCCUGCAACUUGAAUUAGAAGCUUCCUUCUUGCUGAUUCUGUCUAUAAUGGUUUCCAGAUUGGUUCAGCUGUUUAAUCAACCUCCUCUCUUAUCCUUAAUAAGUUAAAUCCUGCUCCAUAGGGUGGAGCUUUGACCACUGAUUUCCUCCAUUAUUCUUGUUCUCGAGAGGGAACCUGCAAAGAAAUGUUUUGUCCUUGUGGGGAACAGGAACUGACAGUUAUGGGGUAAUAAAGGGGCAAUUCAUCAGUUAACGCUGGCCUGAGCUGCACAGAAAGCCACUGAAAGCCAAAGGUGGAUGGAGGAAGUUUCUAAUUAAGGGUACCGUAUCCCUGAGAAGCUCAACAGCACUUGCCACGCAGACACACUGGGGGCACAAGUGCAUUUUACUGGGGAAACAUCACUGUAAAUCAAAUCUGGAAAAAAGAUGAGCAGAUGAGGAGGAAUAUCUUACUCCGGAGCUAUGCCAGAGACUUUUUGCUCUUCCUGCUUAGCUCCCGUUCCAUGUUGCUUGUAUGUUUUUGAAUGCCGAUCAGGGCAUCCUCUUUGCGGUGCAGGUAGCAAACAUUUUGCUGAACGGGGUCAAGUACGAGAGCGAAUUGAACGGAUCGAGCGAACUGUCUGAGCAGCCACUUUCAAUGAAGCUCCUUUGCUCGACCAUCUGCCGGAUGCCCAAACCCUUGAGGAACCUCUGCAUCAAUCACUUCCUAGGUAAACCUGUGAGUUGUUCCUGCUUUGCCUAUAUUUGCACAUUUGUGGUCCCAAGACUUCACAAUGCCUCCAAAGCAGUGGUUUUGCAGGACCACUUGCUGGUCUUCAACAUUUGCCCAAGAUGAGGUCCCGAUUUUGGCUGACUGCUACCAAACAGAGCUACUGGAUAAAAUGUGUCUGUCUGUAUGUGUUUUUAAACCUAUUACCCGUAGUGGACAAAAUACUUUUUCUGGGCACCUGAAACUGUCAGCACAGGGAUGGGAGGCUCUGUCCAUUUUGAUUCUCUCAGUUCCUUAUUUUUUCCCCAAUCUUAAAUUCAGUUCUCCAGUUUUUGCAGCUAUUUGCAUUCAAAUAAUGAUUUUUUAAAAAAUGGACACAUCUUUAAAUGCACACUUUCCCAUAAUAUGUGCAUGUCUGUAUAUAUUGUUGUGAGAACUGCAAUGCAGAAUGUGGAUAAGUACGAAUUUUGAAGGAUAGUUGUGUUUUGGCUCGCAUAUUAUUUAAGGAAGUGAUAAUUUGGCAGAUCCAUCUUCAAAUGUGUACUGAGCUGAGUUUCUCCUUUAUCUUUUUGUUGGUUUUUAUUUGCAUCCCAUUCAAAUUAUUAUUUGCCACUUUCACAGUUAUUUGUUGGACGCGUGACACUGGCUGUUUUAGUUUAAGCAUGCUGUCUUGAUUGUUCUGGAAAAGCCACUUCCCGGACAGCAUGGAAGAGAGAGGAACACACAAAAGAGCUGAAGGUUAAAAAAAAUCUACAGCCUUUUUGGCUUUGCAAUUUCGAACUAGUGGGGAGAACCUUAGGGAUGCAACCUGGUACCUAAUUCAUAGUAGAGGCUAUAUUAUCAAUCAGCAAAUGUCAACAACAGUGCUAGCAUUGUGGAAUGGGUAAGACUGCAAGUCAAACAGUAGUGGUGCCAUCAGAAAAACUUCAGGGCAGAUGUCAAAGAGCGUCAUGCAGCAGAGGCUGUCUUUCUGCAAGGGUUACUCAAUCAAUUUUUUUAAAAAAUUAUACAAAUCAUUGCUUCUCUAUAUAGCCCCAGGGUUGCCAUGUCCUUGGAAGCAGGCUGCCUUGCAUAACCGCUGCUUGAUUUUCUCGCCUUCCAAACCAUGCCGCCUCCCUCACUGUCUUCCGAUUCCUCCCCCAGGCUGGCUCUCCUUCGAAGGGAUGCUCUUGUUCUAUACUGACUUCAUGGGGGAGGUGGUCUUCCAAGGGGACCCCAAAGCCCCUCACGAUUCUGCAGAGUAUCAGAAGUACAACGCUGGAGUCACCAUGGGCUGCUGGGGCAUGUGUAUCUAUGCGUUCAGCGCCGCCUUCUAUUCAGGUACAAGACCUCUCCGGCCUUUGCCAUGGAGCGCUUUUUUUGCAGGGCACAUGCUGUCUAGUUUUGGACAUCGCCAUGGCUUUGCGUAACAUCUGCGCACAUUCAUGUAUGUGAAUGCAUAAACACAUGGGGCUGAUGCUCCUACUCAAUUUGCCCUUCCCACCCACCCCUGAACCCCCUGCCCACAGCCCCCCUCCCCUUAAGGUAAAGGGACCCCUGACCAUUAGGUCCAGUCGUGACCGACUCUAGGGUUGCAGCGCUCAUCUCGCUUUAUUGGCCAAGGGAGCCGGCGUACAGUUUCAGAGUCAUGUGGCCAGCAUGACUAAGCCGCUUCUGGCAAACCAGAGCAGCACACGGAAACACCGUUUACCUUCCCGCCAGAGCGGUACCUAUUUAUCUACUUACACUUUGACGUGCUUUCGAACUGCUAGGUUGGCAGGAGCAGGGACUGAGCAACGGGAGCUCACCCCGUCACAGGGAUUUGAACUGCCAACCUUCUGAUUGGCAAGUCCUAGGCUCUGUGGUUUAACCCACAGCGCCACCUGCGUCCCUCCCCCUCCCCUUACUCCUUACCAAAGACACUCCGCUGAGCUUAGAAUGAAAGAUGGCCCCAGGCGUGCCUUCCUGGGGAGAGUAUUCGGCAAGCAUCCCCCUUUCUUCUUGCCAAACCUUUGCAACUUGCCCAUGCCACCCUGCCACCUCUCUCUGUGCCCUGCUGCUGCAAGCCCAGCUUUGCCACUCUCCACUUCUGUCAAUAGGCAGGGAGUUCCAAAGGGUGGGUGCUGCCACACCAAAACAAUGAUUUCUUCCACACGAUGGCAGGGCUGGGGGAACUGUGCCCCCCAGAUGUUGCUGGGCUCCAGCUCCAAUCACCCCAUGUUUGAAAGCAACAUCUGUAUUCCCCACUCACUGUUAUGGCAGGCUGCUGUCCAACACGCAUGUAAAUAGCAGCAGUUUUGAAUCGUAGGAUUCGCCGCCUCUCCUGGUAUGCCCCACAGAGGAACCUACGGUCUGCAAAUAAAAACAUCCUGAAGGUCCCAGGCCUCAGAGAGGUUAGGCUGGCCUCAACUAGAGCCAGGGCUUUCUCGGCUGCGGCUCCAAUCUGGUGGAACGCUCUGUCACAAGAGACUAGGGCCCUGCGGGACCUGACAUCUUUCCGCAAGGCCUGCAAGACAGAGUUGUUCCACCAGGCCUUUGGUCAGGGCCCAGCCUGACUCCCUCCUCUGGCAACCUGCACAGAACUUUGCUUAACGGUUGCCAUUGAUUUGAUUUUAAUUAAUUUUUAUAAUGAGAUGUUUUAGAAUGUUGGAUUAUUUGAUUGUUUGAUUAUUUGAUUGUUGUUAGCCGCCCUGAGCCUGGCUUUGGCUGGGGAGGGCGGGAUAUAAAUAAAAUUUAUUAUUAUUAUUAUUAUUAUUAUUAUUAUUAGAGUUGGAAGGGACCCAGAGGAUCACGUAGGCCCUGCAAUGGAAGAAUCUCUAUCAUAUAUGACAGGUGACCAUCCAGCCUCUGUCUUGAGAGCACUGUAGAGGAAAAGCCAAAACAGAUGAAUGUUUAAAGGAGAGGGGAUGUUGGAUAUUGCUGACCAACAACUCCCAUCAUUACUGAACGUUAGUAUUACUGGCUGAGGGUGAUGAAAGUUGGACCCUCACAACUUCUAGUGCGUCUCCCACAUCCCCCUGCCCCCACCCCCCAGCGUUGAAGUUAAAUAAUAAUAAUAAUAAUAAUAAUAAUUUAUUAUUUAUACCCCGCCCAUCUGGUUGGGUUUCCCCAGCCACUCUGGGUGGGCGGCUUCCAACAGAACGCUAAAAUACAAUAACCUGAGUUGCCCCUCGGGCACAGCAAAACGCACCGGAUUUGCUCAAGAGAAUAGUCAACAUCCUUCCUUUUCAUUCCACAGCCUCCCUGGAAAAACUGGAGGAAUAUUUCAGCAUCCGCACGCUGUAUUUUAUAGCCUACCUCGCCUUCGGGCUUGGCACAGGACUGGCGACGCUGUCGCGGAACGUCUAUGUCAUUUUAUCGCUGUGCGUAACUUAUGGCAUUUUGUUUUCGACACUCUGCACGCUUCCGUACUCGCUGCUGUGCGACUACUACCAGAGUAAAAAGGUGAGCCUCGGGUUUGGCAGCCCGCAACAUAUUAUUUUUUUGGGGGGGGGUCCAUCUCACGGGUAUCAAAAAUCUACUUGCCACUGUGGGUCGAGGGACGUAGAGGAAGGAGGGGGAACCUGCGGCCCUCCAAAAUGGCUGGCCUCCCUGCCUUCCGUCCCACCACUCCCAAGGGGUGCCAGAAACCGUUUUCCAACCAGGCUUUUCCCCCCUGUCCCUUGAACAGUUCGCGGGAUCGAAUGAAGAUGGCACCAAAAGAGGCAUGGGGGUGGACAUUUCCCUCCUGAGCUGCCAGUAUUUCCUGGCGCAGAUCCUCGUCUCCAUAGUGAUGGGGCCUUUGACAGCUGCCGUGGGCAGCGCCAACGGGGUGAUGUACUUUUCCAGCGUGGUCUCCUUUGUCGGCUGCCUGUAUUCGUCCCUCUGCGUCGUCUACGAGAUCUCGCCGGGCGAGGAAAUGGCCGAGGAGCAACAGCCGCUGAUUCUGAGCGCGUGAAGCUGGCGCGGGGAGGGGGAUCCCGCGCCGCGGUGCUGUGCGAGAGACAGUGGAGGGGGGGGGACCACGGAGCUGUGCCCUUAAUAAACAAAAACCAC